AUGGCAGAUGGUCUGGAUAGUGAAGUCACGGUCAAUACGAGAGCUCUCAUCGACAAGGUGUUGGCACGAUAUUCGAGCGAGCACACGACUUUAAGAGAACUGAUACAAAACGCUGCCGAUGCAAAAGCGGACACUGUUACGAUCAAGUUUGAAACAGAUCCUUCUCUGACUGUUCCUACACCGCAUGGAGCCGAUGACGCUGCAAGACUCAAGCACAUCAUCCAGAAUCAUACCAUGAAGCGGCUGGCAGUCACGAACAACGGUCAACCGUUCACAACAGCGGACUGGAGUCGACUGAAGAGCAUUGCUGACGGAAAUCCUGACGAAACGAAGAUUGGUGCUUUUGGCGUUGGUUUCUACAGUGUUUUUGCCGACUGUGACGAGCCAUUUGUGGUAUCUGGCGACAAGACGAUGGCAUUUUACUGGAAGGGCAACACACUUUCUACAAAGCUGGGUGCUGUACCAGAAGAGCAUUCUAACAAGAACACAACAUUCUAUCUUGACUACCGACAAGCCAAUCAGGAGUCGCCCUCUUUCAAUCCAUCCAAACUGCCAAAUUUGCCGAAACUUUGUCAAUUCCUGGCCACGAGUCUGACCUUCGUUGGACUGGAAACAAUCGAAGUGCACGUAGACGACUACGUGGUAGCAUCUUUCUCAAAGAAGAUAUCGCCUCCAGAAGAAGUCCGAUUACCCCCAGGAUUAAAGACCGAGACCGAAGGCGGCUUGAUGCGGGUCACGCAUGUGACACGACAGCAGUCGCAAAUAGAUGCCAGUUGGCUGAAUGUCAUUGCUACGGCUCAGAAUCCACCAAAACUGCGUGCCGCAAGUGCCGUGCAACAGGAGGUCCGUAAUGCAGGCAAUUCGCUAAAGAGCUUCUUCUCCAAGUUCUCGGCUCCAGCUCCGCCACCUCCAUCCAAGACCAAGACUCAAGUCGUUGAGAAGGCUAGUGGCAGCAGUGAAGAUAUCGCGGGAGAAUCAAAGGGAACCAUCUUUCUCCAAGUCUGCACAAUUGAAGUCGCUACACGUGUAAACCGCAACUUUGCUGCGGAAAUUGAGCGAGCAACGAAGAAGUCGCCUCCAAAAACCACCAAGAUCGCACUCCUAACAUCUCCAUACCAAGAUCCAUCAGCAUCUCUUUCGAUUGGGUCUGGCAAGACAGAGAAGCUGGCGGACAAAAUCUUCGCCGAAGUACUACCAACAAAGGCUGGCCGUAUUUUUAUUGGCUUCCCUACAGCACAGACGACCGGCUACCUCGCUCACGUCUCCGCACCAUCACUCAUUCCUACCGUGGAGCGAGAAAACGUUGAUAUGAAUGCGCGCUACAUAUCCACGUGGAACAUUGAGUUGUUGCGAGUAGCAGGCUUGGGUUGCCGCAUCACAUACAUGUCAGAGAUGGCAGCAAUACAGGCUCGUGUUGGCAAAGAGUCGAUCGAGGCACUAGUUCCGCGGGCCAUAUACACGUUUCAGCAAUACACGCCGAACUCCUCGCAUCCAUCUACGGCGCUGGGAGAAAAGAUUGAGGAAGCCUUUUGGCAUUGCUCAAAGGAGCGCUCUGUCGAGAUUCUGUCAACCAAAGGCGUCAUGGCAAGCAAGUAUGUGCGAAUGCCGGCAGAAACGCUCAGCUUCUUAGGCGAGGUGCCAAUGGUACCCCAAGAGCUCGCAAAUGGUGCUGUUGAUUUCAUGGUCAAGCUGCAUGAGCGAGGCUUCAUCUCGGAGCUUACUAUGCAAGAUAUCCGGCAGGGGCUCGAAUCGCGGGCGCUGAAUGAAGAUGAGCUCGGCGAAUUUUUGAAGUGGUGCGGUUCCAAGCUUGAAAAUGGAGAGCUUGACGUACCAGCGUCUCGCAGUCUGUUUGAGAUUACUGUCGCGAACAUAGACGUGGAGCCCGAAAAGAACUCUGGUAGGAUUCUCGCAUUGGGUGAUGUCAACACCUACGUCAACCCUGCACGCAUUACGCCGACCUUGCCUCUUCCCCAAGACACGAUACCUUUCGCUUUUACAAAGGCCAUGUCGGUCAGACAGCUGCAGAUGUUCGGCUGGAUCGAGCUAUCCAUGGUUAGAUGGCUUCGACACAUGACCACACAACCUCAACUUGAUCAAUUUACGAAUGAUGAGCAGCUCGCGUCAUCUGUCCUCAGCUUGGCAUCGAAGUGCUGGGAACAGCUCGACGGAAGCUCGAAAGAGACGGUUGCGAAGAUCCUCACACCUCACACGAUCAUGCCGACCAAGAUGGGCAUGCGCCGGCCUACAGAUUCGUACUUCCCAACUGUCAAGCUGUUUGAUGACUUGCCCACCAUAAAGGCUUUUGCUGGCUCAAGAGAAAAGUUUCUGCUUGCACUUGGUGUGCGAAAGACGAUCGACUUGCCCACCGUAUUCGACCGGAUGCGCAAUCGUGAUGCAGGGCAGACAGAAAAAGGAUCCUGGAACCACGCCGAUCUCAUCCGGUACUUUGCGUCCGUCAUUGACGAGAUUCCCAAGAAGGACUUGGAUCGACUGCGAGAGACUCCGUUUCUACCUGGUGAGGGCGCAUCUGUGAAGCCCGGGCAGCUCUUCAAAGCUUCCGACUUGUAUGCGCCAGACCAAGCGGUCGUUCCGCUUGGGCUGACUCAGAUCAAACUGCCUUUCGAGUUCAAACCUAAUCUUCGUGAAGGCGCUUUGCUUUUGCGCCUAGGUCUGAAACAGUGGCCAGACUCUAUCGCAAUCGCCAGUAUCCUUCACAAAGCUGGACAAUCCAAUGAUAAGCAGCUAUACAAUAUGGCCAUGGACUACUUCCUGCAAAACUACUACAGGAACGGCUAUGCUGCUGAGGCCCAGAGAUUAGCGGCCUUGACCAUUCCCAUACUGCCGACCGAGCAGGCACUGUUUCCUGCACUCGUUGGACCGUUCCAAUGUUAUACUGAUGAGAAUGCGGCUUGCCUGGGCUUCGCUAUCCUUCGAAGCGAUCUUCGACCACAUGCGGACAAAUUCGGCGUACACAGAAAUCCUCCCAUCGGGCCAUGUGUGCAGUAUCUCCUAAACACUCCACCAAAGACGAAGCUAGAUGCUGAGAUGCAAUUCUCGUACCUUGCAUCGCGCGCGACCGAUCUAGAGCAGAACAAGGGUUUGAUAGCCAAGAUUUCGGCCUCCAACAUUGUCCCUGUAUUUCGCAAGUACUACCUAGACCCUGCUUGCAGUGGAUUUGAAGAUCGCACGAAGCAGCAGACGGGCAAGACGGAGAUGCGUAUUCAUCACCACGACCCACCCGAGCAUGUCUUUGUAGGCCGUGACCAGGAGUACCGUGGUAUUCUCGACUACGUUCAAUACGGCGCCGAAGCCACUGCGUUCCUGCUCAAGGUGGGCGCGAAGCAUGAGCCAAGCACACACGAUUUAGCGUUAUUGCUAGCGAGGAACCCAGCUCGCUUCUUGAACACGAUUGGACAGGAGAAGUACCUGGACUUGUUGCGGAAACUGGCCGAGCACGCAGAGAGCAUCUGGAAAGAUAAGGAAAUAGUCAGGCAGCUAGUCGCUUCGCGUGCGCUUCUCGGCUACCGAGACAUCAAGGAGGAUGCGAAGAAUACCCAGACUGCUGAGGAGGAAUAUGACGAUCUAGAGGAGCCUGUUGUGCAGCGCGAAUGGUCUCUCAACAAAGCUAGCGACAUCGUGAUCAUUGAUAAUGUCAACUACCUUCUGAGGUUCCGGGACUUCAUCAUCGCAGCACCCCAGGAAGAGGUUCUCGAGGAAUUCUAUGCCAAGUUCGGCGUCCAAAAAGUGUCCGACCUGGUCAAGACUGAACAACGAAUUGGUAACGUAACUCGCGAUCAGACACAGGCACAAGACCUCCGGAAAGACAUCAUGGAGCGAGUCAGACUGUUCCUGCACGAGUACGAGCGCGAUGCGUCCUCGUCCAAGGCCAUCAAGCAUGAUGCAAAGUGGCUCAGCACCAACUUGAGCGUACAGUGCGUCUCAGACAUUUCUAUCCGCUAUUCGCUACAAGAGCGCAACGUUGCUACGUCCUCACGAAAAACCGCAGUAAUCACCAAAGUGCGCAGCCAGGGUUACGUGUUGAGCAUCACACCCAAGUACGAUUUGUACGAAGUAUCCACCGAGCUAGUGCGGCUAGUGAUCUCACGGCCAAAGCGCAAUGACGCCUUUGGGUUGGAGCGCAUCUUGACGGAGCCACUCCGUCGUCUGCAGCAGAAGGGAAUCAACGUCGAGCGUAUUCUGAGGCGGAAAGAGCACGAAGCACGCAUAGCCAAGCAGCAAGAGGUAGAGAGGGAGUAUGAAGACAAGCAACGCAUGGAAGAGCAAGCCAAAUCAGCUAUGGCAAGGGCGGAAGACAAGGAAAACGCACCGCCGGCGACUCCAGAGAAAGCAAAUCAGAUGCCGGGUUCUUUUGGUAGCCCAGAUACUGGCAUGGAGCUCGCGGACAAUCGUCGACCUCCUGAAAACAGCCUUAUAAACAACUGGGCAAAGAAGUUGGGCUUCAAGACGGACUCAACUCCACGGUCUGGCACCGGUACAGACGGGCCGCAGAUCAGUCGAGAUGUGCAGGCGACGAAGUCGAACAUCCAAAGCGCUAUCAAGGACUGUCGGCCAACGGGGAUGCAAGACAUCAACACCAAGCACCACCAGGAUCCGACCGAGCUUGACCGGGGCGGCUACUGUAAUGGCGAGCAGUGGGAGAACCUGCACAAAGCAUUCUCCGUCCCUUUCGCUGGCCGACACGUCGAUAUCUACUAUGGUGUCGCUGAAUCGUCGCCACUCAACGACCUGCAAACACACCUUUCAGCUUUUCUUCCGCUGAUUUUUGGUUUGACUUCAAUCUUUACUGUCAACCCGGCGGCUGUCAACAUCUUCUUGGACAGGAAGUCAAACACGGUCGCUUUCAAUAUGGGGGGGAGUUUGUUCUUCAACCUGGCCUGGUUCAUGGCGCUGCACAGUGACCACUGGAAUACGAGGGAAGGACGAUUGAGGGCUUUGGACAGCUGGUUCUGUACGUAUUGCCACGAACUUGCGCACAACCUGGUUGGAGACCACAAUGCGAGGCACAGCUGGUACCAGCAGCAAAUCAUCAUCGAAUACAGUCAGCAGUAUCGGGCCGCGCUGGACAAUUACACACAUGGUUUGCUUACACAGGGGUAA
Molecule: messenger RNA, 5118 nt
Organism: Parastagonospora nodorum SN15
Lineage: Eukaryota; Fungi; Ascomycota; Dothideomycetes; Pleosporales; Phaeosphaeriaceae
Exons: 1
Coding region: 1-5118 (1705 amino acids)
Source: RefSeq, a predicted model, not a curated record